Melanaphis sacchari is the source of this 2290-nucleotide messenger RNA. RefSeq lists its product as uncharacterized. Bases 262 to 2187 code for a protein of 641 amino acids. The record is from RefSeq and is a predicted model, not a curated record. The transcript is spliced from 4 exons. NCBI's taxonomy places the organism in Eukaryota, Metazoa, Arthropoda, Insecta, Hemiptera, Aphididae.
UACAUUUAACAAAUGAUUGUUGAUGAACAUUGUUAUGUUUUUAUAAUUAAAUUCUAUGGAUAUAUAUUUUUAUCCAAUGCCAAUUAGUGAUUACAGUCUACAGAUGAAGCAGUUUAGUAUUCAUAUUUCGUAUGAAAAAAAAAAUAAUUGUAUCUCUGUAGCUCUUUUAGAAAGUUGUACUUUUAUAUGUAAAAUGAUACAGUUUAAUGUAAAGAGAUAUACAGACCGUCAUACCAGCAAUACAAUAUAAAAAAAUAAUCAAUGUUAAAUACGAUUAAGCAUAUUUUAAAACCAAAAACAUUCAUGCUGUGGAUUUUAUUAUUCGUAGUAAUAAUAUGGACUUACACAUAUAAUUCGUUGACUACAUUCGAUUUGAUUCUCAGUGAACCACGUACAUCCAUCUUAGACUACGAUAAUUCGGGAUAUUUAAUUAACACAUCAGGAUGUCGAAUCCCAGAGAUGUAUUUGAAAGGAUCUGAAGUAGUAAAAUAUAUCAAUCCAAACAUAAGACUAAAUUGCAAAACGACAUGGAAUUAUACUUUGCCAUUAAUUACCUCAAACUUAACAUCUCUAAUAUUGAAUAUGAGUGCAUGGGCUACUUUAAAUAUCAGUGAGAAAGAUACAAAUUUCAAAUGUUAUUAUACUCCAGUAGAAAGAUCAGCAUAUGAAAGCCAUCAAGAUGCUAAAGAAUAUAACGAUAAUAACGUGAAACUUGGCGAGAAAAUAUAUUUUGUAAACAAUAUAACAGUUCCAGACGAAAUGGUUGAAGUAGUAUGUACUUUAAAUUCAAAUAUAAUUUACAAAUAUUAUCAUAUAUUCAUACGCCCAACUUCAUCUGUAAUCAAUCGAAAAGACGGAGAUGUAAGUGUAUUAGUUUUGGGUUUAGAUUCAGUAUCUCGUAUGAACUUUCAUCGUCACAUGCCAAAAACCAGUGCAUUCCUAUCUAAAAUUGGCACUGUAGAAAUGUUAGGUUAUAAUAAAGUUGAGGAUAACACGUUUCCAAAUGUAAUUCCUGUACUAAGCGGAAUGUCAAUAGAAGAGUUGAAAAUAAGUUGUUGGCCUAAAUAUGAAGACUUUUUUGACAAGUGUCAUUUUGUUUGGAAUGAUUAUAAAAAUGCUAAUUUUAGCACAUCUUUUGUAGAGGAUAGUCCUAUAAUUGGAAUGUUCAAUUAUUUAAAAUCUGGAUUUUUAAAAAAACCCACAGACUAUUAUUUAAGACCUAUCAUGUUACAGGCUGAAAAAAACUUAGGACACGAAACUAUUGGAAACACAAUAGGUUGUAUUGGCCCUCAGUUGGGUAUGACCAUGUUGCUUGAUUAUGCUUUUAAAAUUGCAUUAUCUUUGACUAAUCACUUAUACAUGAAUGUAUUUUGGACGACGAGCCUAACGCACGAUUACCUAGAGUAUCCGAAAUUUGGUGACGAUGAUUUAAGGAAUUUUUUUGAUGUGUUUAAUAAAUCUGGUGAACUUAACAAAACGGUUGUCGUACUAAUGAGUGAUCACGGAAUAAGGUGGGGAUCCUUUAGAGACACUUACCAGGGUAGUUUAGAAGAUAAACUACCCAUGUUGAAAUUCAUCAUACCAGAAUGGUUUCAAAAUAUGUAUCCCAGCGCAAUGAAAAAUUUGAAAAAAAACACAAUUCGCCUUACAACACCGUAUGAUUUACACGAGACGCUAUUGGAGUUCAUCAACACAAAACAGCUUGAUGACAAUUCAAUUGAGAGACGAACGAAAAUGAAUAAAAAUAAAAAUAAAAGAGGUACAAGUCUGUUUCUUGAGAUUCCAGAAAAUAAAACUUGCGAAACAGCUGGAAUACCCAAAAACUAUUGUGCGUGCCACGAAAAGAGGAUGGAAUUAUCGGUAGACGAUUUAAACGUCGUUGAAGCGGCAAAAAUAUUAAUGCUAUAUGUAAAUUCAAAAUUAUCGAUGUAUACACUUUGCGCAUAUCUAACGCUGUAUGAGAUCCAUAAAGCGUCUGUAGAAAUGGGAAAACAUAACUCUUCAGUGAAAGAUUACGAGAUACAAGUAACUACGGUUCCUGGAUAUGCAAAAUUCGAAGCAACAUUAAGGCAACAUAACGGUAAUUUUAAAAUGGUAGGUUCAGUAAGUAGAUUAAAUGUAUAUGGUAAUCAAAGUAUUUGUGUAAAUGAUGCUAAAAUUAAGUUAUUAUGUUAUUGUAUACAUUAAACUCAAUCAAAAACUUUUAAGUCAUAAUAUGCCAAAUUCAUAUCACUAUAACAAUAUACUCGUAAUAUGAACCAUAAAUAGGUAUCUUGUAAUAAUAAUUAGA